AUGGAGAUGAAAAAAGACGAAGAUCCCUCUAGGGUUCAGGUAUCUAAAAGAUACCCUCCUCAAGUCAAAGAGGAGAUUCUUGCGUGGGCUCGAGAAGGGAAGAACUGGUCUCAGAGAGCAAAGGAACUGGGAAUUAGACAUCAAUCAGCCUACUAUUGGGUUGCAUCAGCUCAUAAAAAGCAAUUUCCUCAUAUAAAACCCCUGCGAAAGAAGACUGAGAAGCGAGCUACCCCCAUUCAAGUUAACUCGAAAAUUGUGAAAUUCGUUUGUGGACUAUAUGAAAGAAAUCCGAAGAUCACUCUGGUUAAAAUAUGCAAGAGAAUGCAAGAGGAAUUGGGGGUAACGGCAGCUGUUUCUACAAUUCACAAAUACCUACGUGGGAUGGUUUUUGCGCGAAGCAAGAAUCCUUGUCCAAAUUAUAAGUCACCGGAGAAUAUGGAGGAAACAAGAAAAUAUAUUUCAGCUCUCUUAAAUUAUAUAAAAGAGGGAAAGGAGAUUAUUUGGCUUGGUGGUUUGGUAUACAAUCUCCAUACAAGGAAAUCUGUAUCUCGUCUUGAAGAACUGCAUAUUCACAGCCUGGCAGCGAUUUCCUCCAGCCUGGGAUUUCUUCACGCCUCCUUCAAGCGGGGUCUUUACACUUCAGAUGAUGUUGAGGCUUGGAUUCACGAGCAUCUUCAGUCAGAACUUCUUAGCAAUGCAGUUCUAGUCUCUGAUGCAUUCGAUAAAUAUAGUUCAUCAUCAAAGCAUCCAGAUCGAUUGCGCCUGGCUCCGCUUUUCACUGAACGAUUAAAUCCUUGCGAAACCUACUGGGGUAAAGUGACGGAGGAGCUCAAGUCACGAAUCCUCUCCGGUGAUAUUCAAAUACCAUUUGGUGGAUCGACAGACGAGAAUGCACGACUUGCUUAUCUAGAGAGCCUCAUCAGUGAAUCUAUGACAACAGUUAUGAUUUCAAAUUCAAUUCGACGAGACGGAGAGGGCAUUUGUGAAAGGGCAGUUAGAGACUCACUGACUAACCUUGCUGAAGUACUUCAAUUAUUAUCGGGGCUCAAGCUCGAAGCGUCGUGA
Messenger RNA from Rodentolepis nana, 1065 nucleotides. Lineage: Eukaryota; Metazoa; Platyhelminthes; Cestoda; Cyclophyllidea; Hymenolepididae. The record is from the annotation of a GenBank genome assembly.